UUAACUAAUUGUUCAUCAGUUUUAUGUUGAGUUGUUUACUUUUCCCGGCCAGACAAAUCACAUAACUCUCUCUCUACACACCGUUUCGUCUUCCCUCGGCAAAGGGACAAUUUGUAGUUAGAUGGGCUUUUUUAAGUUUCACAUCAGAGAGACGUCGUGAACUUUAGUCGGACUCCUUCCUCUCCGCCGCCGUUCGGUUAAUUCUCGCCGGAUCAGAGCAGAGGUGGAAGUGUCUACAAGGGGUCAUUUACAUCACUCUCUCGGGUUUGGGGGUUUCUAUGAUACUUAUGCUGGAUUGAUUAUGAGUAUCAACAGAGAUGAGGCUCUUAGAGCCAAAGAUUUAGCGGAGGGUUUGAUGAAAAAGACUGACUUUACCGCUGCACGUAAGCUUGCUUUGAAGGCUCAGAAAAUGGAUGCCAGCCUGGAUAACAUAUCUCGUAUGAUUAUGGUCUGUGAUGUUCACUGUGCCGCAACGGAGAAGUUGUUUGGAACUGAGAUGGAUUGGUACGGUAUACUUCAGGUUGAGCAGAACGCUGAUGAUGUUAUCCUCAAGAAACAGUACAAGAGGCUUGCGCUUCUUCUCCACCCUGAUAAAAAUAAGCUCCCUGGUGCUGAAUCUGCUUUUAAAUUGAUUGGUGACGCCCAGAGGAUACUUUUGGACAAAGAGAAAAGGAAGCUUCAUGACGUUAAACGCAGAAGUUGGAGAAAGCCUGCACCUGGACCACCAUAUAAAACCCAACAGAUGCCCAAUUAUAACACACAGCCUGUUUUCCGGGCAACCGUUAAUAACAGGAAUAUCUUCACCGAAUUGAGACCUGAAAACGGCCAUCCCUACCAGAAAGCUCAAGCCCAACCAGCUGCUUUCGGUCACCGUGCAACCUUUUGGACAUCUUGUGCCUUCUGCCGGACGAGGUUCGAAUAUAGUCGUGAACAUGUCAACAAGGAAAUUACUUGUGCGUCUUGUAGUAAACAGUUCACUUCUUUUGAAGUACCUUCGCAGAAUGCACCACCGGGGAAAGGAUCAUAUCAGACUACUUCCUUCCCGCAACAGAACAAAUUUCCAGACCAAAAGGCUUACAGUGAACCGCAAAAAGGCGAGUUUCUAAAGCGUCCAGAACAUCCUCCCAAAGUUUCCUCUACAAAGGCGAGUUUCCCUAUGCCGGGCUCUACUGCUAAAAACGCUGGCAAGAGGAAGAGAAAGAAUAUAAUUGAAUGUAGUGAAAGGUCUGAUAGUGAAAGUAGCAGUGAGUCAGAAGAUGUUGUGGUCGAUGAUACUAUGGCAGCACGAGAUUUGGGGUCCAAAGGAGGAGAGAAGCCUCGGAGGUCAGUCCGUAGCAAGCAGAAGGUUUCCUAUAACGAGAAUCUGAGUGAUGAUGAUGUAGACUUAGUUCCUGAAAAAGGUGAAGAGAAAGAAGAGGAAAAGCAGAUGCAUGAGGAGCAUAGCUCAACUGAGAGAGUAAACACGAAAGAGACGAUAAAAGGAGACCAGGUGGAAACCCCUGCUGGUGCGAGUGAUUCAGAGGAAGAUUUGAGUUCAGAGAGUGCAGCAAAACCAAAUUUGAUAAACUAUGAUGAUCCUGAUUUCAGUGACUUCGAUAAGUUGAGGGAAAAAAGCUGUUUUCAAGUUGGCCAGAUGUGGGCUGUUUAUGAUGAAGACGAGGGAAUGCCUAGAUUUUAUGCUAUCAUAAGAAAAGUAACAACUCCUGAUUUCAUGAUUAAGUACGUAUGGUUAGAGGUUGACCAAGAUGACGAGAAUGAAAGACCAAAUUUACCUGUCUCUGUUGGUAAGUUUGAAGUAGGGAAUAUGGAAGAGACGACUGAGUGUUCCAUUUUCUCUCAUUUGGUCCGCAGGACAACAAGAAUCAGGGGUCGAAAGUUUACAGUAUUCCCAAAGAAGGGAGAAAUAUGGGCCCUUUUCAAGAACUGGGACAUCAAAGGGUCGGCUAACACAGUUUCUCCUCUUAAGUACGAGUAUGAAUUUGUUGAGAUCUUGUCUGAUCAUGCAGAGGGAGCCACGGUAUCAGUUGGGUUCUUGUCUAAAGUGAAAGGCUUUAAGUGUGUUUUCUGUCCAAUGCCAAAGGAUGAAUCAAACACUUCUGAGAUUCCACCUCAUGAGUUCUGUAGGUUCUCACAUAGUAUUCCGUCAUUCAGAUUAAAAGGAUCAGAAGGAAUAGGCGUAACCGAGGGUUGGUAUGAGCUUGAUCCAGCUGCUUUACCGGUCUCUGUCUCUCAAAAUCUAUCAAGUGAAGAAGCAGCUCAAGACUAAGACCAUCAAUCUCCACCUUCAGGAUCUGCCUCUUGAUAUUAUCUCAAUCAGAGGCUUUGUUGUGUCCAUGAAUUGCUAAAAUCACGAUUUUUGGAGCCUGUUUUAUUUUGUUCAGGCGUACAGGUUUACUGACAAGGGAAACCAAAGCUCCUCAAGAGGCGUCGAUAAGCUUGAUCCCUCUUUGUUGUCUUGUGACAUGAUCCAGUCAUGAUUCUGGUGGGCGGUUGUUUUUUGUUUAUUUUUAUUUUUUUGUCUAGCUCUUGCGUUUUCCUUCUUCCGGUUCAGUCGGGCUUAAAACUUAACUAGCAUUUGUCUCUAUACUCCAUUGUUGGUAGAGUAAGAAACUGUUGAAUUAAGUUGUUGAAAACCCUAUUUGGCCAUAUUGUGCUUGUACUAUCCACUUUUCACUUGUAAAAUAAAGCGUCAGUUGAAAUUUCUGUUUUUAAGCU
Messenger RNA from Camelina sativa (false flax), 2715 nucleotides. RefSeq lists its product as uncharacterized. Lineage: Eukaryota; Viridiplantae; Streptophyta; Magnoliopsida; Brassicales; Brassicaceae. The record is from RefSeq and is a predicted model, not a curated record.